Molecule: messenger RNA, 6899 nt
Organism: Acanthopagrus latus (yellowfin seabream)
Lineage: Eukaryota; Metazoa; Chordata; Actinopteri; Spariformes; Sparidae
Gene: myt1la
Product: myelin transcription factor 1-like, a
Exons: 25
Coding region: 196-4140 (1314 amino acids)
Biological process (GO): regulation of transcription by RNA polymerase II
Cellular component (GO): nucleus
Molecular function (GO): zinc ion binding; RNA polymerase II cis-regulatory region sequence-specific DNA binding; DNA-binding transcription factor activity, RNA polymerase II-specific
Source: RefSeq, a predicted model, not a curated record
GGAGAGAGAGAGAGAGAGAGAGAGAGAGAGAGAGAGAGAGAGAGUGAAGGAGGCUGCAGACUUUCCGACCAGAGAGGAAGAGGAGAGGAGGAAGAAGAGGCAGAGAUAGAGGAGUCUCCAUCUUCGCCAUUUCAAUCAUGACUUUGGAAGAUACCCUCUGAAAUUCUGAAAUUGCUAUAAAGACUCUUCAGCUACAUGACCAGUGCUACACCGAGCUCUGACCAGAUGGAGGUGAAUGUGGUUAAAAAACGCCAUCGCACACGAUCCAAAGGAGUCAGAGCCGCCGUGGAAGCUGUAACACAAGAGCUGUUCAGCUGUCCCACCCCGGGCUGCGAUGGCAGCGGUCACGUCAGCGGGAAGUACGCCAGACACCGCAGUGUCUACGGCUGCCCGCUGGCCAAGAAGAGGAAGGCUCUGGAAAAGCAGCCACUGGAGCCGGCUGCCAAGAGGAGGCCCUUCCUCACCUCCUGCCCGGGCGAGGAGGAGGAGGAAGAGGAGGAGGAGGAGGAGGAUGCCGGCGCCUACACCAGCUACGAGAACGAAGCCAUGGAGGUGGGAGUCGAGGGGAAGGAGCAAGGGGAGGUAGUGGAGGAGGACGAGGAGGAAGAGGACGGGGAGAGGGAGGGGGAUGAGGACGGCGACGGGGAGGACGAGUUCUCGGAGGACAACGAGGAGCAGGUAGACGAAGAGGAGGAGGAGGAGGAGGAGGAAGAGGAGGAGGAAGUGGAGGUGGAGAGGGCGGACGCGGCAAUGGGAGGAGAGCGGGCGGAGGAGGAGGAGGAGGGGAUGUACGAGGAGGAGGAGGACGAACUGGAGGACGGCGACGACGAGGAGGAGCAGGAGGAUGAGGGAGAGGAAGACGAGCAAGAGGAGGAGGAGGAAGAGGAGGAGCAGAAUCAUCAGCACGUAGAGAACCACUACAAAGCCGGUGGACAAUCAAAGCUCGUUCCAAUCCUGAAGGACGACAACAACAACAACAGCUGCACCAUCGGCGCCGGCAACGGCACCGGAGAGGAGUACGAGAACUACGACGAGCUGGUUGCCAAGUCGCUGCUCAACCUCGGCAAGAUCGCCGAAGACGCCGCCUACCAGGCCAUGACCGAGUCCGAGAUGAACAGCAACUCCUCCAACAGCGCUGGGGAGGACGAGGACGAUGAGGACGACGACGGCAGCGACCAGGGCGACGGGAAGGGCGAGCUGAGCGUGGACCUGGACAGCGACGUGGUCAGAGAGACGGUAGAUUCCCUGAAGCUCCUGGCGCAGGGCCACGGCGCCAUGCUGCCCGAGGACGGAUACACCGAGGGCGUCAUGGUGGACGACGGCAGCCACGCGAACGGCCGCGUGAGGUCCCAGGCGGACGAGAGCGAGGAGGAGGUGUGUCUCAGCAGCCUGGAGUGUCUGAGGAACCAGUGCUUCGACCUGGCUCGGAAACUGAGCGAGACGCAGACGUCCGAUCGCCCCGCCCUCCACCACCAGCUCCACCAAACAGAUCAGCAGAUGAUGCAUCACCUGAGCAGGUAUGACAGCUGCCAGCAGGGAGCACCGGGGGAGCCCAGGUACUCCGACAUGGUGAACCUGAUGAAGCUGGAGGAGCAGCUGAGCCCCGCGUCCAGAGGUUAUCCGACCAGCUGCAGCCAGGAGGGCGAUGAAGAUACCACGUCAGUGGCCUCUGACCGCUCGGACGAGACCUUCGACAUGGCCAAGGGAAACCUGUCGCUGCUGGAGAAGGCCAUCGCCCUGGAAUCAGAGAGGGCGAAGGUCAUGAGGGACCGAAUGGCCUCAGAGCACACUUUUCCCCGCCGGGAUCACCAUCACCAUCAUCGCGGCCACGGCGAUCACAGCCCUAGGCUGAGUGGCGGCGGCGAGGAGCGCAAGUCCAGGAUGCACCACGACGGGUUGAAGAGGGCUUACUACCCUAAAGAUUCUUCCAGAGGUGAGAAGAAGGAGAGUAAGUGUCCGACGCCGGGCUGUGACGGUACCGGUCAUGUGACGGGUCUGUACCCGCACCACCGCAGCCUUUCCGGGUGUCCUCACAAAGACCGAGUCCCGCCUGAGAUCCUUGCCAUGUAUGAAAAUGUUUUAAAGUGCCCCACUCCUGGCUGCUCUGGACGGGGUCAUGUCAAUAGCAACAGGAACUCGCACCGCAGUCUGUCCGGCUGUCCCAUUGCUGCCGCAGAGAAGAUGGCGAAGGUCCACGAGAAGAGCCACUCGACUGACACUGGCAGUAAGACCAAUCAGACGUCAGAUCGGGUCCUCAGGCCGAUGUGUUUCGUCAAGCAGCUGGAGAUUCCUCAGUAUGGCUACAAAAACAAUGUUCCCACCAGCACGCCGCGGUCCAACCUGGCCAAGGAGCUGGAAAAAUACUCCAAGACCAGCUACGACUACAGCGGCUACGACAGCCAGCACGGCGGCUACGGAAAGAGAGGCCCGACAGGCAAGUCCCACCAUGGGCGAGACACCUCCCCGAAGGGAUACGACGCGAAGCGCUACUGUAAGACGUCAAGCCCGGCCAGCAGUACGACCAGCAGCUACGCUCCCAGCAGCAGCAGCAGCCUGAGCUGUGGAGGAGGAGGCGGAGGAGGAGGCGGUGGGGGAGGAGGAGGAGGAAGCAGUGCCAGCAGCACCUGCAGUAAGAGCAGCUUUGACUACACCCACGACAUGGAGGCGGCGCACAUGGCGGCCACGGCCAUCCUGAACCUGUCGACGAGGUGCAGGGAGCUCCCGCACGCUCUGGGAGGGAAACCCCAGGACCUGCUGACACAGAUCUCAGCAGUCAACUUGAGUCCGGUCGGGGACCUGGACGACAGCGGCGCAGUGGACGUGGCCGGUCAGCCCGGCGGUCCGGAGGGCAGCGGGACGGUGUUGACCCCCCUGCAGCCGAUGUCGCCCCAGCGGCAGGCUCUGCUCAGCAGCCGCUGCUACCAGCUGAGUGACGCCGACUGCUGGGACCUGCCCGUCGAUUACACCAAGAUCAAGCGGCUGGGAGACGAGCAGGACCACAAAGAGUCUGCUUAUUUCUCGUCCCUGCACCAGAGCGACGAGCUGGAUCCCUUCCAGGAGCUGCUGGACGAGCAGCGCUACCCGGCCGAGGUCACCAUGCCCAGCCCCAAACACCACAAGUACCCGCCCUGCAAGGAGAGCAAGAAGGAGCUCAUCACGUUGUCAAGCUGCCAGCUGGCCGACAAGAACAUCCGCGGGAUGAUGGCGACCAACACACAGGAACUCAAGUGUCCGACCCCCGGCUGCGAUGGAUCAGGACACAUCACUGGAAACUACGCCUCCCACAGGAGUCUGUCCGGUUGUCCACGAGCCAAGAAGAGCGGCAUCAAAAUCCUCCACAGCAAAGAGGACAAAGACGACCAGGAGCCAAUCAAGUGUCCUGUGCCAGGCUGUGAUGGACAGGGUCACGUGACGGGGAAGUACGCCUCCCACCGCAGCGCGUCCGGCUGCCCCUUGGCGGCGAAGAGGCAGAAGGACAGCUACGUCAACGGCUCGCAGUUUGUCUGGAAGUCCGGCAAGACGGAUGGCAUGAGCUGCCCGACCCCAGGCUGCGACGGCUCGGGACACGUCAGUGGGAGCUUCCUGACCCAUCGGAGUCUCUCCGGGUGUCCCCGUGCCACCUCGGCCAUGAAGAAGGCCAGGAUGAGCAGCGUGGACAUGCUGACAAUCAAGCAAAGAGCAAGCAAAGGCAUCGAAAAUGAUGAAGAAAUCAAACAGCUGGAUGAAGAAAUCAAAGAUCUGAAUGAGUCCAACAAUCAAGUGGAAUCAGACAUGAUAAAACUGAGGACACAAAUCACCACCAUGGAGACCAACCUGAAGUCCAUCGAGGAGGAGAACAAGGUGAUCGAGCAGCAGAACGACUCGCUGCUGCACGAGCUGGCCAACCUCAGCCAGUCGCUUAUCAACAGCUUAGCAAACAUCCAGCUUCCACACAUGAGACCGCUGCCACAGAAAGAGGCCCCAGUAAAGCAUAACUGCUGUUUACAGAUGCCUCCCAGAGAGCCAAUGAAUGAACAGAACUUUGACACUUAUGUGAGUACACUGACAGACAUGUACACUCACCAGGACCAGUACCAGAGCCCGGAGAACAAGGCGCUGCUGGAGAACAUCAAACAGGCCGUCCAGGGUAUCCAGGUGUAGCCCUGACCGAGGCCGAAGUAACAAAUGCAAAGCAAAAACAACAACAACAAGAGGAAAAAAAAAAAAAGGUCAAAAAGAGGGGAAUUGGUUGUUUUUUGCUGCUGUAAUCUACCAUAGUUCUUUUAUUUCUUCUGCUGUUAUGCUCUCAACUCCAUGGGUAUCUCUCUCUCUCUUUUUUUUUUUUUUUGGAAAUUAUUUUUGAUUGUCGUUGCCUUGCUUUGAAAAACAAAUUACCAACGUUUUAAACAAACAUUCACGUUUUGUACAUUUUCAUAUGAUCUAAUAUAAUGUGAUGUACUGUUUAUAGCUGCUAAUGUAUGCACAUUCUAGUGUAUAUGUAUGUAUUUAUUUAUCGUAAGCUUGAAUCAUUCUUUUUUAUUUUGAUGCAAUUUACAUACAUGAAAAAAACUGGGCGUCACGGGUUUAACUGGGGGAGCGGAGCGGCGGGCGCGAGGAGCAAUCAUUUUCCCGAGAGGCUUUGUCUCGCGAGCCGCGAAGCUGGAGGUUGUUCAAUGGAUGUAAAUUCAUUCAUUUUUGUAAUGUUUGGAAAAAAAACGUGGACCGUGUGGACACUAAUGUUACUGUAAAUCUUUAGCUAAAAAUUAUGAAAAAGAAGAUGACGAUGAACCAAUGCUAGAGGCGAGAAGAUCUUCAAACAUCAUGACACGGAAACUUACUGGUGCAAAUCCCAUCAUCCCCUUCGGAGUUGUUUCGUUUCAACCUGUCCUGUCCUGUCGCUUUUUUUUCCUUUGGUUGGUGCGGCGGGGGGGGGGAAACGAAAGCGGAGAGACCAAUGGCUACGGAAAAUGUAGGAGACAAUCUGCCAUUCUGAAUUUUCUUUUGAUCAUCAACCUUGACUAGCUAAUAGGACAACGUGUCAGCAAUAUUGGUAUGAUAAUAUUAAAUCGUUUGUUUAGAUAUGGGAUGCAAUCUAUAUGAAAACAUGUUUGGGUAUAUGCAAUUUCUUAUGAAUAAAACUAGCAAAGAGCUGAUAGAUCUUUUUACUAACUAUAAAUGUAUUGCGUUUUGUAUAAACCUUUUACUACAAUCAUGUUUUAGGAAUCUGACGCGGGUGAAAGGACUUUGGUUCUGUCAUGUUCGACUUUGCACAGGGACACCUUUGUUUCCAUGUUUUGAUGUUUUUAUUGUCGAUUAAGAGGCUCUUGGCAGGCGAAAGGAAUUUGUAGAUAUGAUUUUCCUUCCUUAAGGCUGAUGGCUCCACUGGACUUACAGGGUCAAACGUCCCCAUCCGUCAUUUGUAUAUUGCACUCGUCCUGUAGAAAAUGUCUUUCCAGUCAUGCAUCUUAUUGUCUGAGCCACAAUGGGACAUGAUGCCAGACGACGUGAUGACCAAGCAGCACUUUUUUUAAUUGUCUUUGAUUGUUCUUGAAAAGAUGAAUGAAAACUAGAGCCAGCAGUCGUGAUGCGAUGUCUGUGCACUGAAUCAAAAGACUGAGUAUUUGAUCUGAAUCGGCCUUACGAUGACAUUCGGUCUGAAAAUCAGUAGUACUGAUGGAGUAUGUUUUCUGAACACCGUCGAUCAUGCAUGCACUUUAUUGGAGUAUGUCAAAGUAUUAUCAUGUGGUAAAUGAAGCAAAAACUGUACAGCGAGUUUGUGGAAACUGUGACUUCGACAAGACUUUGUGCUGGUGAUACCUGUUUGAAAGCGACCUGGAACAAAUCUCACUUGAGUCGACUUGCUGUUUAAAGGAAAACUCUCCCCCUGGUCCCCUGACACCGCUGACCCGCUCCACUCCGGUGUAGUCGCUAACCCAUCAGAACCGAUUUUUAAAAGAUCUGCCGGAAACAAGACGCUGAACCACGCUGACAAGCCUCUGUCUGAAUACCUUUCGUGGUUUUUUUUAAUUAAACAUCAGAAAUGCUCCACUUUAGACCACCUGAAACAUGAUGUAGGAAAUGAAAAUAGUCAAACAUGAAUGCAUUGUUGCAGACUUGUUUCUCUUCCUCAGAAGAGAGGAGACGACUUAAACAACCCGUUCUGCAAAGUUGCACAAUGCGAGGAGUUACAUCAGGCGUCCAGGGUUCUUCUAAACAGCAGGUUGACUUCUCUCUGCUUAUUUCUCUGCUCUCGGUCCAGUAUUCCACGGGAAGGCAAAGCAAACAGUGCUAACGGGGAGUUUUCCUUUAGAGAUGUUCCUUUCUUUGGACUUUUGCUGCAAAGCCUCAUUCCCUGACUUCACACCUCUGUCCAAAGCUUUGUGUCUGCAGCUUCCUGCCAGUAAACUACUGCAUUAGAUAGACUGACAGCUUGUAUUUUUUAUUCAGUCAGUUAUUCUUACUGAAACAAAGGAAAUGGGAGUUAAAGCACAAUUCUGCCACUUAAAGACAGUCAAUAGACUAGAUAUUGUAAUAUCAGAUGUAAAAGCUAAACUGUAACUAUUUACAUAGAGAAUCUCAACACUAACAUGUGACAUGCUAGAAUGCAAAAGAAAUCCAUAUGAAUAUGUGAAAUCAUCCGUUUAUGAAGAUGUUGCAGUUUCUUUUGAGCGGUGCAUUGAGAAGGGGUUUUUAUACAACAUUCAUUUUCUCUCCUUUUCACCCCUUUUUCUCUGCCACUCGCGGACUUUCAACAGAAGUUUUUCUUACCACAUGGCAUGGGUUUCGUUGGUAUUUUUGCUGUAUGUUUAAGGUCACGAGUUGCUACGUGAUAUUUUAAUUUGACUUGUGAAGUUUGUACAAUUUUUAUCAUGCUGGUGUCGGCAUCUCUUGCUCUGAAUAAAUCUUGUGUUGCAACACUG